UGCCCGAAUGGAAUCCCACUUAAUUUAAAGUUCCAAUCAGCCCAUUGGGCCCGUAAACGAUAACGACCAGAUUCUAGAGGAAGCUGCAACCCGACAAGAUAGGGACCGCAGCCAACAAAUAAAGUCCACGUGGACUUCGGAAGUACAAAGAAACGAACACUCAGCACCCGCCACUUUCCGCCACGUGUUUGCUCCCACCGCACUCUACUCCUCCAGCCGGGCAGCGUCCCCCACCUCGUCCUUGCCUGUUCUGCUCAAAAAAACCAAACAACCACAGCAGAAAAGAAGAAACACUGCUACUAAAGGCUAGGACCAGAGAAAAAUGGAAGACGAAAGGUCACGCUCGAUUCUUCAGCUAAUGGUGAAGGAGGGGCUGGUGCCAUCUCCAGAAGAAGAAGAGAAGAGGAAAAAUGUCGUUGAACAACUUAAAAAAAUAGUAAUGGCGUGGGUUAAGCGAGUAGCUUGGCAACGUCUCCUCCCUAGGCAAGAUAUCGCUGCAACCAGUGCCACCGUUUUAACAUAUGGGUCUUACGCCCUUGGGGUUCAUGGUCCAGAGUCGGACAUCGAUGCUUUAUGCAUUGGUCCUUACUUUGCCACCAUGGCAGAGGAUUUUUUUGUUGUUCUGUAUAGCAUGCUUAAGAGCAGACCAGAGGUAUCUGAGAUCCAUUGCGUGCAGGAUGCGAAAGUACCCUUAAUGCGGUUUAAGUUCGAUGGAAUCUCAAUGGAUCUUCCCUAUACGCGGCUUAAAGUGUUAGCUGUUACUGAGAACGUGGACAUAUUCAAUCCGUUCUUUCUGAGUGAUAUUGAUGAAACUGGUUGGAAAAGCUUGUCUGGAGUGCGUGCAAACAAGCGGAUUUGUCAGCUUGUUCCAAACUUGGAGAAAUUCCAGUCAAUGUUACGAUGUGUCAAAUUAUGGGCAAAGAGGCGAGGAGUUUAUGGGAAUUUAAAUGGAUUUCUUGGAGGAAUUCAUUUGGCAAUUCUUGCUGCUUUUGUUUGUCAGUGUGAUCCAAAUGCCAGUUUGAGUGCUCUAAUUUCAAAUUUCUUCAAGACAUUUGCCUUAUGGCCUUGGCCUACACCAGUAGUGCUGCGAGAUGGAAUGUCACAACAUACUAUAAAUCCCACAGAGACACAGUUAUUUAUGCCCAUCCGGUUGCCAUGUAAUCCUUAUGAAUAUUGCCGUUGCAAUAUCACCAAAAACACAUUCUAUAAAAUCAGAGCUGAGCUUCUUAGAGGCCACAACUUAACCAAGGAUCUUCUGAAGUCAGAUUUUGACAAUAUAUUGGAGCCUUUUCCAUACACACAGACAUAUACCCGAUUUGUCAAAAUUUUUGUUUCAGCUUCUAAGCAGGAUGAGCUUGGAGACUGGGUGGGUUGGAUAAAGUCUCGCUUUCGCUGUCUUAUCUUGAAGCUUGAGGAGGUACAGGGUCUUUGUGACCCUAAUCCUGCAGAGUACAUUGAUUUGGAUGUGGCAGAGCCAAAUGUCGUUUUCUACUGGGGCUUACAACCAGGCAAGACUAAUGUCAUCGAUAUAGAAUCUCUCAGGGAGGACUUCUGGAGGAAUAUCAGUAAUGGCUAUCAAGGCCUUCUGCGAAGAAUGGAAUUAUCCAUCGUGCAAGCUUCUCAAUUAGCCAAGUAUGCUCAAUUUGAUACCUUGAGCAGGAAAGGAACAAAAGCUAGUUGGAAGAUGAGUGACUGCAACCAACAGAGGAUCCCUAUAUACUCGCAGCAUCUUCCACACUAUGUUGUUGGAUACCUGUCAACAAAUGGGGACUCCGAGUAUCGGAGUGCUGGGGGUUAGAAUUCAUUUUAUGUUCUGAAAUUAAAUUUAAAUUUGCUAUCCUGCUUUUGGAAUUUUGGCUUCCAAUUUUUCUUGGUUGCGUGGUUCAUGAUAGGAUAAAACUAGAAAUUGUAUAAGAAGAUACAGGAAAGUUCAUGAUUGGUGGCGGGUAGAAGCAAAAAGGGGGCUUGUUUUGUAUGUUCUGCAUUAGAUUAUUAUUUCACUUCACAGUCAACAUAAAAAUCACAGUAAGGAUGACUUUAAUUAAAGAUUGGUUCUUGUGCUUUGCAUCA
Messenger RNA from Theobroma cacao (cacao), 2070 nucleotides. It is a transcript of the gene PAPS3, whose product is annotated as poly(A) polymerase 3. Gene Ontology annotation, biological process: RNA 3'-end processing. Gene Ontology annotation, molecular function: RNA binding; poly(A) RNA polymerase activity. The record is from RefSeq and is a predicted model, not a curated record. Gene Ontology annotation, cellular component: nucleus. NCBI's taxonomy places the organism in Eukaryota, Viridiplantae, Streptophyta, Magnoliopsida, Malvales, Malvaceae.